Dalotia coriaria is the source of this 1815-nucleotide messenger RNA. RefSeq names its product venom serine carboxypeptidase-like. Gene Ontology annotation, biological process: proteolysis. Bases 338 to 1732 code for a protein of 464 amino acids. Lineage: Eukaryota; Metazoa; Arthropoda; Insecta; Coleoptera; Staphylinidae. The transcript has a single exon. The record is from RefSeq and is a predicted model, not a curated record. Gene Ontology annotation, molecular function: serine-type carboxypeptidase activity.
UGAAUCUCGUGUAUUACAUUCGGUUGAAUUUCAGCAUUGAUAAACAACGCGUUUGGUUCUUGUUUACAUCCACACCGCAUACAAUUCAAACUGACCUGACUAAAGGUCGAGCCAGUUAUCACUUUCAUGCUGCUGUUUACCGCUCAUCCUUCUCUACCAGCAUUUGGAAACCCGACCAAACAACAUUCAUUCGAAUUAAUCGCUCGACCUUAACUCAUCGGUUGCGUGUGCGGCCACAAAAGUGUCUGACACAUCAGUUCCGUACGCUUGUCACAGUGGUCAAACAUUCAUACUAAAGCGAGAGUUAUAGCGUGCAGUAUUACCGGCUUUUCUCAAAAUGCGUCUUUUUACGCAUUGUCUUUUACUGAUAUCAGUAUUUGCGUACUCAAACGCUUUUAUUGGUGCCUAUCAACCGAUCCCAGUGGAAGAUAUUAACGGAGACCCCGGUAAGCCAUUGUUUCUUACGCCGAUUAUAAAAAGUGGACAAAUUGAACAAGCACAACAAUUAGCGGCUGUUAAUCAUACGCAUUUCAAAGGAGUAGAUAGUUAUUCUGGUUAUUUGACUGUUGAUGAAAAAACAGAGUCACAUUUGUUCUUCUGGUACUUUCCGGCACAGACUAAUGCUGAUAAAGCACCGGUUUUACUAUGGUUGCAAGGUGGACCUGGUGCCACUUCAAUGUUUGGUUUGUUUGGAGAACAUGGACCAUUUGAACCUAAAAGUAAACAUGGAUUAAAACUGAGAAAGUAUUCUUGGAACCUUAACCAUAACAUGAUUUACAUUGAUAACCCAGUUGGUACUGGAUACAGUCUAACAAAGAAUGGAUACGCUAAAAACGAAACAAAAGUCGGCGCUGAUCUGUAUGAAGCUCUGCUACAAUUCUUCCAAAUGUUUCCCAAACUGCAACAGAAUGAAUUUUUCGUUAGCGGUGAAUCCUAUGCCGGAAAAUAUGUCCCAGCUAUUUCUUAUACCAUUCACAAAAACAAUCCAAGCGCAGCUCAGAAAAUAAAUUUUGCUGGAAUGGCCAUUGGCAAUGGUUUAUCAGAUCCGGAACAUCAAUUCAAAUAUGGCGAGUAUCUGUAUCAGUUGGGGAUCAUUGACGGUGCAGGCCGGAAGUUGUUCCAGGACGCUGAAGCACAAGCAGUGUCAUUUAUUCAAAAGAAAGAAUGGCUCAGUGCAUUCCAAGUAUUCAAUCGCAUGCUGGACGCUGAUUUGAAUCAAACAUCAGUUUUUACAAACAUGACUGGUUUUACAAAUUACUACAACUUUUUGGUGGCAAAUGAUACAAAUCCAAAAAUGGCUUACAUGGGCAAAUUCAUCCAAAACGUUGAAACACGGAAAGCAAUCCACGUCGGUGACUCCCCUUUCAACGGUUUGGGCCAAGAUGUAGAAAUAAACCUAGUAGAAGACAUCAUGCAAUCGGUAGCUCCAUGGGUGAUCGAGUUACUGUCACAUUAUCCGGUUCUGAUUUACAAUGGCCAGCUGGACAUCAUUGUUGCAUAUCCGUUAACCGUGAACUACUUGAACAAUUUAAAAUUCAGUGCCGCUGAUGAAUAUAAAACCGCAAAGAGAUACGUCUGGAGAGUGGAUGGGGAAGUUGCUGGUUUUGCAAAACAUGCUGGUAAUUUAACGGAAGUGCUGGUGCGGAAUGCCGGACACAUGGUGCCAACCGAUCAGCCCAAAUGGGCUUUCGAUUUGAUUACACGUUUUACACACAGGAAAUCUUUUGUUUAAUGAGGUUGUUAAACAUUUGUAAUAUGCAAUAAAUUUUGAUCAAGUUGAAUAAUAAAAGAAUAGAUAUUUAAAAUGUAACUAAA